AUGGCAGAACCAUCCACCGCCGAAACCACCUCCGCCAGCGAUGCUCAUCCGCCGGCGCCGGCGCCGGCUUCCUCGUCGCUCAACGUCGUCGGAUUAACGAGCGACGAGAACAAGAAGCCUUCUCCCAAGUUCUUGGACGAGCCUGAAGACUCCAACAUCCAAGCGGUUUCGUCCGGCGACACUCCGUACACGUCAGCUACCACCUUCGAAGAAUUGAAUCUCUCACCGGAGCUUUUGAAGGGACUCUACGUGGAGAUGAAGUUCCAGAAACCUAGUAAGAUCCAAGCCGUAACCUUGCCUAUGAUCUUGAAUCCUCCGAAUAGGGAUUUGAUCGUACACGCGCAUAACGGUUCCGGAAAAACUACGUGUUUCCUUCUUGGUAUGCUUAGUCGAGUUGAUCCAAAGUUGCAGGCUCCUCAAGCUUUCUGCAUUUGCCCAACCAGGGAGUUGGCUAUUCAGGGUGACUUAGUCAUGGAUAUGGGGACAUAUGAAUUGGUUUGUGCAGAGUAUUUAGGAUCUGCAGUUGUAGAGCCAGCUUGGUUGAACUAUUUCAGGGAAUGGGGUCCAAAAACUGAUUACAGUAUAGAUGAUGAGUUGAAGAAGGUGGAGAAGUUGUUGCCUGGGAAGCUAAAAUCUGCUUUUGAAAAUUUUGUAAAGAGUUUACCAAAGGAAGUGCUGGGAGCGGAAGGACCCACAGGUCCAAAGGUGAAGAAUAAUUGGAGUGGUGAUGAAGCAUGA
Molecule: messenger RNA, 738 nt
Organism: Gastrolobium bilobum
Lineage: Eukaryota; Viridiplantae; Streptophyta; Magnoliopsida; Fabales; Fabaceae
Product: DEAD-box ATP-dependent RNA helicase 38-like
Exons: 3
Coding region: 1-738 (245 amino acids)
Molecular function (GO): nucleic acid binding; ATP binding; RNA helicase activity
Source: RefSeq, a predicted model, not a curated record